AUGGGAAAAAAUCAGAAUCUGUGGAGCUGUAAAAGAGGGAUCCUGCAAUGCCUUAUCAUGGUGUUUGUUUGCAAGACAGCUGCUGGACAGAUCCGGUAUUCCAUUCCUGAGGAGAUGCAGAAAGGAUCUUUUGUGGGGAAUGUUGCAAAAGACCUGGGAAUGGACAGGAAGCAACUUUCCAGUCAUGGACUCCGCAUUGUCCCCAGUAUAGGUAGGAUUCAGUAUUUUAUUGUCAACAAUGGCCGUUUACAAAUCUCUGAAAGAAUAGACCGAGAGGAAAUCUGUGGUGAGUCAGAGAACUGCAUCUUGAAGUUUCAGGUUAUUAUUGAAAGCAAAUUACAGCUUUUUGGAGUUGAAGUGGAAAUUACAGAUAUCAAUGAUAACACUCCGCAGUUUCUACCAGUGGAAUGGAAAUUGAAAAUAAGCGAGACAGCUGCCCUCGGGGACCGGCUCCUUCUCCCCAAAGCGCAAGAUCCAGAUCUGGGUGUAAAUUCAAUACAGAGCUACCAGUUCACAGGCAGCAGCCAUUUUUCUUUGCAUGUGCAAAUGGAAGAAAAUGGCAUUAGAUGUGCUGAGCUGGUGUUGGAAAAAGGUCUGGACAGGGAAGACCAGCCACUUCAUGACCUAGUCCUCACGGCCACAGAUGGGGGUGAUCCGGCGAGAUCUGGCACUGCUCAGAUCCGCAUCAUUGUUCUAGAUGCAAAUGACAAUGUGCCUGUCUUCACCCAACCCAUCUAUGAAGCAAGCGUCCUGGAGAAUAUUCCUAAAGGGUUUACAGUCUGUACAGUACAAGCAAUAGACAAGGAUGAGGGAAUCAACAGAGAGAUCAAAUACACCUUCCAAAAAAUCACAGAUAAGAAUGCCAAGUUUUUUCUAUUGAAUUCCACCACAGGAGAAAUAAUCCUAAAAGAGUCCCUCGAUUAUGAAGCAUCAUCCUUGUACCAGCUUGAAGUGCAGGCUACAGAUGGGGGAGGGCUGAGUGACACAUCAAAAGUGGUGGUCUUUGUUCAAGAUUUGAAUGACAAUAUGCCAGAAUUAGCAGUAACCUUUGUAAUUAACUCAAUCCCUGAGAACUCACCAACUGGAACUGUUAUUGCUAUUUUAAAUGUACAAGAUAGAGAUUCAGGAGUCAAUGGGGAAGUGAAAUGCUCCAUUCCCAGCAACUUGCCUUUUCAACUGAAGAAGUCAAUAGACAAUUUUUACUCCUUGGUGACAGACAGCCCUCUCGACAGGGAGCAAGUGCCAGCUUAUAAUGUUACUGUAACAGCUACUGAUAAUGGGACUCCACCACUCCUUACAUCUACUAUUAUUUCACUCCAGCUGUUGGAUGCAAACGACAACCCUCCCCUCUUCACAGAAUCAAGCUAUAUGUCUUACAUCCUAGAAAAUAAUCUGAGAGGAGCAUCAAUCUUUUCUUUAAAGGCAAAUGACCCAGAUUGGGAAGAAAACGCCAAAGUAGCAUAUUCCAUCAUGGAAGGAGGCAUGAAAAGUCCCCCUCUCUCUUCUCACUUGUCUAUUAACUCUGAAUCAGGGGCAGUCUAUGCUCUGAACCCUUUUGAUUAUGAAGAGUUCCAGGAGAUUCAGUUCCUGAUCAGGGCCCAAGAUGGAGGCUCCCCACCACUCAGCUCCAGUGUCUCAGUGACUCUCUUCAUCCUUGAUCAGAAUGACAAUGCCCCAGAAAUAUUGUACCCUUCCCCUCCCACUGAUGGGUCCACUGGAGUAGAGCUGGCACCACGCUCCUCUGAGCCAGGCUACCUGGUCACGAAGGUGGUGGCUGUGGAUGCAGAUUCCGGCCAGAAUGCCUGGCUCUCCUAUCAGCUGCUGAAGGCCACAGAGCCAGGGCUCUUCACCAUAGGGCUCCACACUGGCGAGAUCCGGACGGCCCGUCCCUUUCUGGACAAGGAUGCUCUCAAGCAAAGCCUGGUGGUUUUGGUGAAGGACAAUGGGCAGCCCCCUCUCUCUGCCUCAGUCACGGUCACCGUGGUGCUGGCCGACAGCAUCCCUGAUGUACUGACUGACCUGAGCAGCAUCUCCACCCCUGCAGACCCCCAGUCGGACCUCACCUUCUACCUGGUGGUUGCUGUGGCUUUUGUCUCCUGCUUGUUUUUCACCUUCCUCCUUGUGUUGCUGGCACUCAGACUUCGCAGGUGGAAGAAUUCUCAGUUCUGUGAUUCCGGGAGCUUGAAUUUCACCGGAGUCCCAGUUUCACAGUUUGUGGGGAUUGAUGGAGUCCGAGCGUUUCUUCACUCCUAUUGCCAAGGGGUUUCUCUCACCACAGACUCUAGGAAAAGCCAGUUCAACAUUUCCAAGGCAAAUAAUUCUGAUAUGCUUACAAAUCAGUUGACUGGGGAUGUAAAAGAGCCUACUCACGCUAUCGAGGAUUUAAAUUUGAAUAGUGGGGAUCUGAUCGUAAUCCAGGUGAGCUAA
Eublepharis macularius is the source of this 2427-nucleotide messenger RNA. Its product is annotated as protocadherin gamma-A6-like. The transcript has a single exon. The record is from RefSeq and is a predicted model, not a curated record. Gene Ontology annotation, molecular function: calcium ion binding. The coding region runs from base 1 to 2427 and encodes 808 amino acids. Gene Ontology annotation, cellular component: plasma membrane. Gene Ontology annotation, biological process: homophilic cell-cell adhesion. NCBI's taxonomy places the organism in Eukaryota, Metazoa, Chordata, Lepidosauria, Squamata, Eublepharidae.